AUGAAGGCUUCUAUGGUCAUCCUUACCGUCUUUGCUGCCAUGAUUGCGGCCACCCCUGUGCCGCAGCCGGAGCCGCAGUGUGCCGGUUGCGAACCUUCAGGCAAGGGGGCGUCUGAAGCUGGCGCCAAUGCCAGCAACAAUGGCACGAACACCAAUGACAACAAUGCUACCAGUGGUAGUGACAGUAGCAACAACAACACCAACACCAACAACAACAACGUAAGUGUUGGUAUUACCAACCCUGGGGGCAGCAACGGUGGUGGCAACGGUAACGGCAAUGGCGGUGGCAGCGGCGAUACUGAGCCCAAGGGCUCCUGCAAGGCCUGCAUUGACUUCUGCACUGGACGUGGCGAUCUCAUCGACGGUCUCUGCAAGGCUGUUGUUUGCGGUAUUGAUUGUAUCGUUAUUUGA
Fusarium proliferatum ET1 is the source of this 411-nucleotide messenger RNA. RefSeq lists its product as uncharacterized. The transcript is spliced from 2 exons. The record is from RefSeq and is a predicted model, not a curated record. The coding region runs from base 1 to 411 and encodes 136 amino acids. Lineage: Eukaryota; Fungi; Ascomycota; Sordariomycetes; Hypocreales; Nectriaceae.